GCAGGACUGGGCGGGGCGGCCGGCGGUGCGGGCGGCUGGCUUGGCGGGUAGGGCCACAGGUAACCUGCGGGCGCGGGGAGCGCAGCGGGGCGAGCGGUGGCUGGAGCGCGGCGCUGGGCGGCGCCGAGGCCCAGGGGCCGCGGGAGCCAACGGGAGCGCAUUCCCACCGUCUCCCCGCGCCCCCAGACCCUGCAGCCGACAUCGGUCCCUGCGGCGAGGACGGCCGGCGGGCUCACGAGAGGAAGGUGGUGAAAAUGGCCUAGUCACACAGGCCUUUUCCAAUGGUUGAGAACAUCCUUCACCUGGGACUGCUGAUCCAGGCCAGCGGCUGAAGGAACUUGUCUCCUGCUUUCCCUGGAAACCGCCUUCCUCUCCUAAUUCAUGAGCCAGCAGGAUGUGGUCGCUGCACUGUCAGAACGCCUGCUCAUAGCUGCAUACAAAGGCCAAGCAGAGAAUGUGGUUCAGCUCAUCAACAAGGGUGCCAAAGUAGCAGUUACCAAGCAUGGCCGGACUCCCCUGCAUCUUGCUGCCAACAAGGGCCAUCUUUCUGUGGUUCAGAUCUUGCUGAAGGCUGGCUGUGACCUUGACAUCCAAGAUGAUGGGGAUCAAACCGCCUUGCAUCGGGCCACAGUGGUGGGAAACACGGAGAUCAUCACGGCACUCAUCCAGGAGGGCUGUGCUCUGGACCGACAGGACAAGGAUGGAAAUACUGCACUUCACGAGGCAUCCUGGCACGGCUUCAGCCAGUCAGCCAAGCUCCUUGUUAAAGCAGGAGCCAACGUGCUUGCCAAGAACAAGGCGGGGAACACAGCUCUGCACCUGGCCUGCCAGAACAGCCACGCCCAAAGUACCCGUGUCCUCCUGUUGGCUGGCUCCCGCGCUGACCUAAAAAAUAACGCAGGCGAUACCUGUUUGCACGUGGCUGCACGCUAUAACCACUUGCCCAUCAUUAAGCUCCUCCUCAGUGCUUUCUGUUCUGUCCAUGAAAAGAACCAGGCUGGAGACACAGCUCUUCAUAUUGCUGCUACCACUAAAUCACAAGAAGGUGGUGAAGAUCUUACUGGAGGCUGGAGCUGAUGGGACCAUUGUUAAUAAUG
Molecule: messenger RNA, 1097 nt
Organism: Erinaceus europaeus (western European hedgehog)
Lineage: Eukaryota; Metazoa; Chordata; Mammalia; Eulipotyphla; Erinaceidae
Product: ankyrin repeat domain-containing protein 6-like
Exons: 8
Coding region: 382-1077 (231 amino acids)
Cellular component (GO): cytoplasm
Molecular function (GO): protein binding
Source: RefSeq, a predicted model, not a curated record